AGAGAGAGACAGAAAAAGCCACAGGGAUUGUGGAGAAUCUUUGAGUCAGUAGCUCUGACCUGACAACAGGUGGCAGAGGCAGAGAUUUGGAGAGUGACAUUCAGAUUUUAAGAGAAAAGAAGCAAAAAGAAGACAGGAGGGGAAACUUCAUCUAUAAGGCAAUGAGCGUUGGACUCAUAUGGAGGGCCCUGUGCCUGCUGUCCAUACUUUGCACUUUGUCACGCAAUGUGCACUGCACAGAGAACCAGCCAGAUCUCUCAGGCACAGAACGGGGACUCACCUUCAGCCACGUCUACAAGAUUGACAUCCCAGGAAGCUCCAGUUGCACCGUAGAGCGUCUGCCAGUCCAAGAGACAGGUCUGCAACAAGAUACCACAUCCAAUGGAGAGAAUGACAUAAUCUUCAAACACAAUAUUAGGCUGCAAACAUCCAAGUGUAACUGUGAGGAGUCAGAAAGCUUCAAGGAGCUGUUGUACAGAGUCAAUGGACUGGAAGAAGAAGUUAACUACCUAAAGACCCAGUGCACUCAGGGAUGCUGUGGAAGAGGAGGUGCUGCAGGUGUAGACACAAGCUGCAGUGAUCAUGGUACCUACCAACACGACACCUGCAGCUGCCUAUGUAACCCAGGAUGGGAAGGUCCUGAUUGCUCUGUGUCGUCCUGCCCUGACGAGUGCAGCGACAACGGCCGAUGUGUAGAUGGGAGAUGUGUGUGUUAUGAAGGCUACACAGGAGAAGACUGCAGCCAGCUGACGUGUCCAGGCGACUGUAAUGAUAAGGGGCAGUGUGUGGAUGGAAAAUGUGUCUGUUUCCCUCAUUUUACGGGUGAGGACUGCAGCAUCCCAAAGUGCCCUAAUGACUGUGAGGGCAAUGGGCAGUGUGUGGAUGGCCAGUGUGUCUGUGACGAUGGCUUCUAUGGAGAGGACUGUUCUACAGUCUUGGCACCUAAGGGUCUGCAGUUGAUCCAGAAGACAGAUGUCUCUCUUCUGGUGGAAUGGGAGACUGUCCAAGGAGCUGAGUAUUACAUGUUGACUUAUCAUCCCAAAUUUGAUGAGGGUGCAGUGGAGGAGGUUCAGAUUCCUAACUCUGAAAAUUCCUACCUUAUAACGGAUCUCACUCCAGGGGUUACCUACAUUGUCAAAGUCUAUGCAGUCAUCAAAAAGAUCCAGAGUGAAGCAGAUAUGAUUAAAGCCACCACAGAUGUCUCAACCAUAGAUGAUAUGCGAGUCACUGGCCAGACAGAGGUUUCAAUCCAAGUGGACUGGAAGAACCCACAGGCAGAAGUGGAUUAUUUCAGACUGACACACACCGACCCAUCAGGACAGGAGGAGGAGCUGAAUGUUCAGAGGAGUCAAGAGGCACGCACCAAACACACUAUUGUAGGUCUAUAUCCAGGAACAGAGUACCAAAUCUCUGUGCAGUCCAUCAAAGGAAACGCCGGAGGGAAGGCCUCUUUUACUACUGGUGUCACAGACAUUGAUGCACCAUCAAACCUUGUCACUACUGAAGUAACUGAAGACACUGCAACAGUCUCCUGGGAUAAGGUCCAGGCAGAAAUCGAAGGCUACAUGUUGAGCUACACAUCUGCUGAGGGCUCCAGCUCAGAGAUCUUUGUAGGCCGUGACAGCACCUCAUACAGGCUGGUUGGUUUGAGGCCUGGAGUCCUGCACACAGUCUACAUUUGGGCCUUCAGAGGAGACAAAGUCAGUGAAAAGAGUUCAACAGAAGCUGAAACAGAGUUGGAUGCUCCUACUAACCUCUCAGUCGAAGAUGAGACAGACUCCAGCUUCAGAGUUUACUGGGAUCCGACCCAAGCACAAAUUGAUGGCUACAUGCUCACCUAUAGCUCCUCAGAUGGGUCCAGGGAGGAAACCCCAGUUGGAUCGGACAGUUCUUAUGUGCUCACUGGCCUUAGGCCAGGGGUCGUCUACACUGUCUAUCUCUGGGCUGUCAGGGGAAGCAAAGCCAGCAGGAAGAUCUCAACGGAAGCAGAGACAGAAAUGGACGCUCCAGCUAACCUCAUAGCCAGUGACAUAACAGAGUCCAGCUUCAGCCUCUCUUGGGAUCCGGUCCAAGCAGAAAUAGAUGGCUAUAUCCUGACCUACACCUCCCCUGAUGGAUCUAGUAAAGAAAUCCCCGUAGGACCUGGUAGCUCCACUUAUAUGCUGACUGGUUUACGGCCUGCAGUCCUCUACACUGUCUACAUUCAAGCCAUGAAGGGCGACAAAACCAGCAAGGAAAUCUCAACACAAGCGGAAACAGAGAUUGACUCCCCCAAGGACCUAAAGGCUACAGAUGUGACAAUAGACUCAGCUCUUUUGACCUGGGCUCCUCCACUGGCAGACAUUGAGGGUUACAUCCUCACAUAUAGAGAAGAAGAAGGGAAUUUGCAGGCUAUUGAAAGAAGGCUUGACGCCAGCGAGACAAGCUUCACUGCAUCCAACCUGAAGAUGGGAAAGAGGUACAUUGUCACCAUUGUUGCUUUUAGGGGCAGCAAGAGGAGUAGGAUGGUGGAAACCCUUUUUAAAACAGUUGCUAUGCUGUACCCCUUCCCUAUGGACUGUGUACAAAUAAUGAGGAAUGGCAAUAACAACAAUGGCAUCUAUACCGUCUACAUUAACAAUAACCAAUCCAAGCCAAUAGAGGUUUUCUGCGAUAUGACUACUGAUGGAGGCGGCUGGCUGGUAUUGCAGCGCCGAAACACUGGCAAGCUGGACUUCAUGAAACGCUGGAGGCAGUACAUAGCAGGCUUUGGCAACAUGACAGAGGAGUUCUGGCUGGGUUUGGAUAAGAUAUAUGCGCUAACCAACACUCCUACGCAGUAUGAGCUAAGGUUCGACCUGGGCCUGGGCUCAGAGAGAGCUUACGCUGUCUAUGACAACUUUAAGAUUGCUCCGAUCAGACAGAAGUUCAAGCUCACAAUUGGCAAAUACAGGGGGACAGCAGGUGAUGCUAUGACCUAUCACCAAGACCGGCUCUGGACCACCAUAGAUUCAGAUAAUGACAUUGCCUUGACUAACUGUGCCAGAACCCACAGCGGAGCAUGGUGGUACGCUAACUGUCAUUUGGCCAACCUCAAUGGUAAAUGGGGUGACAACAGACACAGUCUGGGAGUCAACUGGGAGCCAUGGAAGGGACACCUAACUUCCCUCGACUUCACCGAGAUGAAGAUCCGACCUGUGGGAGCACUGUCCAGCAGAAAGAAGAGAUCAUUGAUGGUCAGGGAGAAAAAAAGCAGGGUUUCAAACACCCACAAGUAGGCGAGCAGCAGAGAAGCGCAGCGAAAGCAGUCCGCUCCAUC
Molecule: messenger RNA, 3298 nt
Organism: Cyprinodon variegatus (sheepshead minnow)
Lineage: Eukaryota; Metazoa; Chordata; Actinopteri; Cyprinodontiformes; Cyprinodontidae
Gene: tnn
Product: tenascin N
Exons: 18
Coding region: 162-3257 (1031 amino acids)
Molecular function (GO): protein binding
Source: RefSeq, a predicted model, not a curated record